Molecule: messenger RNA, 1322 nt
Organism: Helianthus annuus (common sunflower)
Lineage: Eukaryota; Viridiplantae; Streptophyta; Magnoliopsida; Asterales; Asteraceae
Exons: 4
Coding region: 161-1156 (331 amino acids)
Biological process (GO): regulation of flower development
Cellular component (GO): nucleus
Molecular function (GO): protein binding
Source: RefSeq, a predicted model, not a curated record
GGAACAAGUGUCUAGCCCUUUGAGUGCUCAAAUCUUGGAGUUUUGUGAAUCAGAUUUAUUCCAAGAGACCAAUAUACAAAACUCUGAUGUUGCUUCUGCAUCUAAUUGUUGUUAUGAAGAACAAUCAUCUUAUGUCAACAGUAUAUCUUUCCCUCCUGAUAUGAUCAAAUACCCUACCCCACCCACCACCACAACCGCGACCACCACCACCACCACCGACGAUGCCAACGGUAACUAUCCCGGCUUAUUCGAAGAAAAGAACAUAGAGAAUGAAAUUUCUGCCCCUCAAGAUUUCUCAAACCUCCCUGAAUAUCCUUUUAGUCAUCAAGAUCAAUUUGAUCUCUCUCUACUCCAAAACCAACUUCAAUACGCGAUGGACGGUCCUAUCAUGCCAUACCCUCAUCCGAAUGAUCAAACCGAUGUCUUGUCUAUGAUGGGAUUAUGCGAAAACGAGUGCAUGUCCAUGCCACCUUCCAAGUGCAUGCGCUUGAACAACAUCCCUUCAUCCCCUAACCAUUGUUUCCUUGAUCCUCCCUACUUCCCAUCCAGGAACUCAAACUCCAUGUUACCGAUCGAAAGUUGUGGGAUUUUUAAUGGGAGUUUGUCGUUCACAAACGAAAUUCAAGCGCAUGAACUAGAUUUCCUUGGCGAUAAUGGUGGCGUCUUCUUCCCGGAUCCCCUCCCACGACCUUACAACUCCAAUGAACUCCAGGCACUUAGCAAUGAAAGCCAACAUCUUGUUAACAAUGGAGGUGGAAGUUGUAAUCAUCCAUUAGCACCUCCAGAAAUCACAAGUUUGGAAUCUGAAAGCUUUAGAGGCACAACCAAACUAACGAGCGAAGAGCGAAAAGAGAAGAUUCAUCGAUACAUGAAGAAACGAAACGAGAGAAACUUCAGCAAGAAGAUCAAGUAUGCUUGCCGAAAAACCCUAGCAGACAGCAGGCCUCGAGUGAGAGGAAGGUUUGCCAAGAACGAUGAAUUCGGCGAACACCAUAGAAACUCCUGCAACACCCAUGAAGAAGACACCGAUGAAGAUGUUAAAUCUAUGCAUGUGAUGGUGAAGGAAGAAGAAAAGCUGGAUUCAUCAGACAUAUUUGCACAUAUAAGUGGCUUGAAUUCAUUUAGAUGCAACUACCCAAUCCAGUCUUGGAUUUAAUCAAACGUAGUACAGUUUUGCAUGACCUCGUACCAUUGUGUUGGAAUAUAGGGUGUGUACAUACAUAUAUAUACAUAGUUAUAUUUUAUUUAUAUAAUAAUGGUGUCAAAUUGUUCAAACCUAUGUGCUCCUAUUGACAAUUUUGUAUAUAAUGCGUCGUUGUCAA